Caenorhabditis elegans is the source of this 430-nucleotide messenger RNA. RefSeq names its product DNA-directed RNA polymerase subunit (gene rpc-11). The transcript has 2 exons. Gene Ontology annotation, cellular component: DNA-directed RNA polymerase complex; nucleus. Lineage: Eukaryota; Metazoa; Nematoda; Chromadorea; Rhabditida; Rhabditidae. The record is from RefSeq and is marked reviewed. Gene Ontology annotation, molecular function: zinc ion binding; DNA-directed RNA polymerase activity; nucleic acid binding. Bases 5 to 331 code for a protein of 108 amino acids. Gene Ontology annotation, biological process: DNA-templated transcription.
AAAAAUGCUGACAUUCUGCCCGGAAUGCGGCUGUGUUCUACAAAUCGAGUCUGGCGAACAAUGUAUGAGAUUCUCGUGUCCCGCGUGUCCCUACGUGUGUCCCGUUACACAAACUGUCACAAGUCGUAUAUAUCCAAAACUUAAGGAUAUUGAUGAUGUGCUCGGUGGUCCAGGAGCAUGGGCUAAUGCUCAGGUUACCGAUGAAACGUGCCCGGUAUGCUCCCACGGCCGGGCCUAUUUCAUGCAACUUCAGACAAGAUCCGCCGAUGAACCUUCGACAAUCUUCUACAGAUGUGCUGAUAACGCGUGUGCUCAUCGAUGGAAAGAUUAAUUAAUUUAUUGAUUUUUUGCUGCUUUUUUGUUGAUUUUUUGUCCCAAUCAUUGUUGUUUUGUGGUUCGUUUUCAUUUCCUUAUAAAACCUGAUAUAGUU